AUGGGUCUUUCCGUUUUUCAUUUGAUCACAACGCGCACACAGUACAUCGACAUCUGGCUGUUGGUUACCUGCCUACGAACAUUGACCUCGUUUUUCUGUUUCGCCCCUUUUACUCGAGACCAGCAUUUCUCAAUGCAGUUUCAUCAUUCAUUCACUCACCUCAUUUCCUUUUCUUCCAACGGGGCUCUCACCUCGAACAAAAUAACCCAACACCCCAAAAAAGUUGAAAACAACCGAAAACCCAUGUCUGCUGUUAAUCAGUAA
Penicillium psychrosexuale is the source of this 264-nucleotide messenger RNA. RefSeq lists its product as uncharacterized. The record is from RefSeq and is a predicted model, not a curated record. Lineage: Eukaryota; Fungi; Ascomycota; Eurotiomycetes; Eurotiales; Aspergillaceae. The coding region runs from base 1 to 264 and encodes 87 amino acids. The transcript has 2 exons.